Messenger RNA from Myotis daubentonii (Daubenton's bat), 3845 nucleotides. RefSeq names its product KIT proto-oncogene, receptor tyrosine kinase (gene KIT). Gene Ontology annotation, biological process: multicellular organism development; Fc receptor signaling pathway; hematopoietic progenitor cell differentiation. The record is from RefSeq and is a predicted model, not a curated record. Gene Ontology annotation, molecular function: ATP binding; cytokine binding; transmembrane receptor protein tyrosine kinase activity. Gene Ontology annotation, cellular component: plasma membrane; signaling receptor complex. NCBI's taxonomy places the organism in Eukaryota, Metazoa, Chordata, Mammalia, Chiroptera, Vespertilionidae.
UGCUCUCCACGCUCGCGGCUCUGGGGGCUCGGCUUUGCCGCGCUCGGUGCACUCGGGCGAGAGCUGGAACCUGGAACGGAGCUCAGGUCCCAGCGCAGCCACCGCGAUGAGAGGCGCUCGCGGCGCCUGGGAUUUUCUCGGCGUCCUGCUCCUUCUGUUCGGCCUCCAGACAGGCUCUUCUCAACCAUCUGUGAGUCCAGGGGGACUGUCUGCACCAUCCAUCCAUCCAGCAAAAUCAGAGUUAAUAGUCAGUGUUGGCGACGAGAUUAGGCUGCUCUGCACCGAUCCAGGAUUUGUCAAAUGGACUUUUGAGACCCUGGGUCAGCUGAGUGAGAAAACACACAAUGAAUGGAUCACGGAGAAAGCAGAGGCCACCAAUACAGGCAAUUACACGUGCACCAACAAGGACGGCUUAAGCAGUUCCAUUUAUGUGUUUGUUAGAGAUCCUGCAAAGCUUUUCCUGAUGGGCCUGUCCCUGUAUGGGAAAGAAGGCAAUGACACGCUGGUCCGCUGCCCUCUGACUGACCCAGACGUGUCCAAUUACUCCCUCACGGGCUGCGAGGGGAAACCUCUUCCCAAGGACUUGACGUUCGUCGCUGAUCCCAAGGCUGGCAUCACCAUCAGAAACGUGAAGCGCGAGUACCACCGGCUCUGCUUGCACUGCUCUGCGGACAGGAAGGGCAAGUCAGUGCUGUCGAAGAAAUUCACCCUGAAAGUGAGGGCAGCCAUCAGAGCUGUACCAGUUGUGACAGUGUCCAAAUCAAGCUAUCUUCUUAGGGAAGGGGAGGAAUUCACAGUGACCUGCUCCAUAAAGGAUGUGUCUAGUUCCGUGGACUCAAUGUGGAUAAAGGAAAACAGCCAGCAGACUAAAGCACAGGUAAAGAGCAAUAGCUGGCAUCAGGGUGACUUCAAUUUUGUACGUCAGGAUAGGCUGACUAUCAGCUCAGCAAGAGUGAAUGAUUCUGGAGUGUUCAUGUGUUACGCCAAUAAUACUUUUGGAUCAGCAAAUGUCACAACAACUUUGGAAGUAGUAGAUAAAGGAUUCAUUAAUAUCAUCCCUGUGGCGAAUACUACAAUAUUUGUAAACGAUGGAGAAAACGUAGAUCUGACUGUUGAAUAUGAGGCAUACCCGAAACCUGAGCACCAACAGUGGAUAUAUAUGAACAGGACCUUCACUGAUAAAUGGGAGAAUUAUCCCAAGUCUGAGAAUGAAAGCAAUAUCAGAUAUGUAAGUGAACUUCACCUAACCAGAUUGAAAGGGACCGAAGGCGGCACUUACACGUUUCUAGUGUCCAAUUCUGAUGUCAAUUCUUCGGUGACAUUUAAUGUUUACGUGAACACAAAGCCAGAAAUCUUGACUUCUGAGAGGCUCAUGAAUGGCAUGCUCCAGUGCGUGGCAGCAGGAUUCCCGGAGCCCACAAUAGAUUGGUACUUUUGUCCAGGAACGGAGCAGAGAUGCUCUGUUCCUGUUGGGCCGGUGAAUGUGCAGACACAGAACUCCUCUGUGAACCCGUUUGGCAAGCUGGUGGUUCAGAGUUCCAUCGAUGACAGUGCCUUCAAGCUCAACGGCACGUUCGAGUGCAGGGCUUACAACGAUGUGGGCAAGAGUUCUGCCUUUUUUAACUUUGCAUUUAAAGGUAACAGCAAAGAGAAAAUCCAUUCCCACACCCUGUUCACGCCUUUGCUGAUCGGUUUUGUGAUUGCGGCCGGCAUGAUGUGCGUUAUUGUGAUGAUUCUUACCUACAAAUACUUACAGAAACCAAUGUAUGAAGUACAGUGGAAGGUUGUUGAGGAGAUCCAUGGAAACAAUUAUGUGUACAUAGACCCAACGCAACUUCCUUACGAUCACAAGUGGGAGUUUCCCAGGAACAGGCUGAGUUUUGGGAAAACCUUGGGGGCCGGCGCCUUCGGCAAAGUUGUGGAGGCCACAGCGUACGGCUUGAUUAAGUCGGAUGCAGCCAUGACUGUUGCUGUAAAGAUGCUCAAGCCGAGUGCCCAUUUAACAGAACGAGAAGCCCUCAUGUCUGAACUCAAGGUCUUGAGCUACCUCGGCAAUCAUAUGAAUAUCGUGAAUCUCCUGGGAGCGUGCACCAUCGGAGGGCCCACGCUGGUCAUUACAGAAUAUUGUUGCUAUGGUGAUCUUUUGAAUUUUUUGAGGAGAAAACGUGAUUCAUUUAUUUGCUCGAAGCAGGAAGAUCAUGCAGAAGCGGCACUUUAUAAGAACCUUCUGCAUUCAAAGGAGUCUUCCUGUAGUGACAGUACUAAUGAGUACAUGGACAUGAAACCCGGAGUUUCUUAUGUUGUACCAACCAAGGCAGACAAAAGGCGAUCGGCAAGGAUAGGCUCAUACAUAGAAAGAGAUGUGACACCUGCCAUCAUGGAAGAUGACGAGUUGGCCCUGGACCUGGAAGACCUGUUGAGUUUUUCUUACCAGGUGGCGAAGGGCAUGGCCUUCCUGGCCUCGAAGAACUGUAUUCACAGAGACUUGGCAGCCAGAAAUAUUCUUCUUACCCAUGGUCGAAUCACAAAGAUUUGUGAUUUUGGUCUAGCCAGAGACAUCAAGAAUGACUCUAAUUAUGUGGUCAAAGGAAAUGCUCGGCUGCCUGUGAAGUGGAUGGCGCCUGAAAGCAUUUUCAACUGUGUGUACACAUUCGAAAGCGAUGUCUGGUCCUAUGGGAUUUUUCUGUGGGAGCUGUUCUCUUUAGGAAGCAGCCCGUACCCUGGAAUGCCGGUCGAUUCCAAGUUCUACAAGAUGAUCAAGGAGGGUUUCCGGAUGCUGAGCCCGGAGCACGCACCUGCUGAAAUGUAUGACAUAAUGAAGACUUGCUGGGAUGCUGAUCCCCUGAAAAGGCCGACAUUCAAGCAGAUCGUUCAGCUGAUUGAGAAGCAGAUUUCAGACAGCAGCAACCAUAUUUAUUCCAACUUAGCCAACUGGAGCCCCAACCAGGAGAACAUCGUGGUGGACCACUCUGUGCGGAUCAACUCCGUGGGCAGCAGCACCUCGUCCACCCAGCCCCUGCUUGUUCACGAAGACGCCUGAAGCAGAGCACAUGCCUGGGGUCUCCCCGACACAGUGAUCCCCAUUCUUCUGGUUUCUAUGACUGUUUUGUUCGACUUGCAUCCUACUCCCAGAAAAUGGACACCCCACUGUAAUCCCGUCUUUAUGAGCACACUUUAGUGGCCGAUGCUUUUUGUCAUCCGCCCCUAUCCCCUUGCCAAGCCAGGGUUCAAACUGCAUAUAUUCCCAAUAGCAGAGUAGCUCCUGGUAACAACAACAAAACAACAACACAUCUGAGUUGGAGAAAGGGAGUGUGAAAUGGGCUUUAGGCACCUUGAGUCCUUUCUGAGCCUUCUCUAGUUUCUGUUCGAAAAGUAUGGUUGGUAGUGUAUUUACAUAAAUGGCAGUAGUCACCUUCAGCCCUUGUAGCCAUCCAUAAUGACAUGAUGGUGCAGUGAGGUUAGAAGCUGUGGAAAAUAGAGCGUGACUGGGACAAAGGUCAGAAGUCUGUGAAUGUCUGGGCUUAAGAAAUCUACUUCAUGAUGGGAAUGAGACGUAGACCAUGAAAAAACACUCCCUGAGCCUGAAUGGAGACUUGCUGCUGAGCCAUAAGCCUCUGUCCUGCUGACCUGCUUUCUGGCCAAUUAGCUGUCAGGGUGCUGGAUUGGAGAGAGGGCCUCCCCCAUUCAGAUUGUAUAUACUCAUCCUGCAAUUGUACAUGUUCAUAUACCUGAGGGAGGAAAACCCACAAGGUGUCUUUCUGGAUGUGACUCUGCUCAAGUCUGCUGUAUGUAGGAAUAGAUACAGAGCCAGGCAAGUGGGAAGGACACAAUUAGUGCUUUUUUUA